UUAGAUAAUUGUUACAGAAAAUAAACGUGGAAACGAAGUGUCAAAACUGUGGGACCGCAAACAUAUUUAAAUAAUCUACUCAUGAUAUAACAACUAAAACUAAACGUGAACAACAAUUUAUUACAAUGGUCCUAUUAGAAAAUGAUGCGUUUCUUUCGGAACUCACAAAACUUUUCCAAAAAGCCAGACUAGAAGGUUCUGUUACAAUGACUUUCAAAAGAUAUGAUGGUAUAGACAAACCUAAGCCAAGGGAAGGCAGGCCUCCACAUCCAGUACCUCAGGAACAUAUGUGUUUAGUGAGAGCUAAGUUUAGGUCAAAGAAAAUAGCAACAGUGAUUCACCAGCAGGACGUGAAUAAAUUUCAAGUAGCUUACAGUAGUUUAUUAAAGGGUAACUUAGAUGGACUUAAAAAAUUAAAGAAACCUAAAACAAAAACGAAGGCUGAGUAAGUUGAUUCAAAGCAUUUCUCUCACUAAAUGUGUUUCAUAAGAUUGUAUUCUACGGAAAAAAGGAAAUUUGUAUUGUACAGGUUAGAAUAAGAGUUGUUUAAUUUAAUGUUCCCUAUGUGAAUAUGGAUGAUGUAUUUUUUUUUAUUUUUUUGAAAUUGUAAUAGUACAAUAAAUGAACUUAUUAAUA
This is a messenger RNA of Aethina tumida (small hive beetle), 636 nucleotides long. RefSeq names its product signal recognition particle 14 kDa protein. Bases 126 to 449 code for a protein of 107 amino acids. Gene Ontology annotation, molecular function: endoplasmic reticulum signal sequence receptor activity; 7S RNA binding. Lineage: Eukaryota; Metazoa; Arthropoda; Insecta; Coleoptera; Nitidulidae. Gene Ontology annotation, biological process: SRP-dependent cotranslational protein targeting to membrane. The record is from RefSeq and is a predicted model, not a curated record. The transcript is spliced from 3 exons. Gene Ontology annotation, cellular component: signal recognition particle, endoplasmic reticulum targeting.